AUGCCCGAGAAGGAUGUGGUGUCCUGGACGACGAUGGUCACGGCCUUCGCCGAGAAUGGCUUCCUGGACGAGGCAAGGAGAUUCUUCGAGCUGAUGCCACAGCCGGAUGUGGCCGCCUGGAACGCGAUGGUGGCGGGCUACGCUCAAGCCGGGUGCUUGAUCCAGAGAGGCCACCUCCAGGAGGCCAGGGACGUUUUCGAUCGGAUGCCGCACAAGAACUGCAUCUCCUGGCACACGAUGAUCCAGGCCUACGCAGCACACGGCCGGAUCGACGAGGCCUCGGCGCUCUUCGACCGGAUGCCCGAGAGGAUAACUACCUCCUGGAACGUGAUCAUCGCGGCGAAGGGCCAGUACGGGCUGGUGGACGAGGCGCGGGAGCUCUUCCGCGCGAUGCCCAACAGGGACGUGGUUUCGUGGAGCAGCAUGAUCACGGUGUAUGCCCAGAACGGGCAUGUCGAGGAGGCCAGGGGGGUGUUCGAGCGGAUGCCGAGGAGGAACAUCGUCUCCUGGACGUCGCUGCUCUACGCCUACGUCCAGAGCGGUGAGGUGGAGCUCGCAAAAUCGGUUUUUGAUCGGAUGCCCGAGGCCAACUUGGUGUCGAGAACCGCGAUGAUCACGGCCUAUGCUCAAGCCGGGCAUAUGGAGCAAGCCCGGAGCUUGUUCCAGAGCAUGACCCAUCACGACGUGGUGUCCUGGAACACGAUGUUGGCGGGCUAUGGACAGAACGGCGACCUCGCGCAGGCAAAGCUCCUCUUUGAUUCCAUGCCGGAGAGGAAUGCCGUGUCGUGGACGCUGCUGCUUUCGACGCUGGCCAAGAGCGGGGACGUCCCAGCGGCGCGGAAGCUCUUCGCGGAGCUCCCCGAGUGGGAUACAGUGGCGUGGAACUACAUGAUCGCGGCGUACGCGCUCCAUGGUGGCGAGCAGCAGCAGGAGACGGUGGAGCUGUGGAAGGCGAUGAGCUUGGAGGGAUUCAAGCCGGACGCGGUGACGACGAUCGCCAUGCUCUCGGCGUGCAUACACAAGGGGCUGGUGGAGAGGGGCCGGGGAUUGUUCCUGGCGAUGGAGGGCGAUCACGGAGUGGCUCCAAAGCAGGCGCACUUCCGGUGCAUGGUGAGCGUGCUGGGACGCGCGGGGCAGCUCGGGCGGGCCGAGGAGCUGAGCAAGACGAUGCCGUUUGUGGCGGACUCGAUCGUCUGGACGGCGCUGCUGGAUUCGUGCCGGGCUCAGGGAGACGAGCGGCGAGCCAUGCCGGUGGCCGAGAGCUUGAAGAAGUUAGCGGUCAAGCUUGAAACUUUGGUCACAGCUUUGGUCGAUCGCUAUCGGCCUGGUGUGGAGCGGAAGAAGUUAGCGAUCAAGCUUGAAUUGGUCACAGCUUCGGUCGAUCGCUAUAGGCCUGGUCUGGAGCGGAAGAAGUUAGCGAUCAAGCUUGGAACUUUGGUCGCACUUUUGGUCGAUCACGAUCAGGCUGGUCUGGAGUGGAAGAAGUUAGCGAUCAAGCUUGAAACUUUGGUCACAGUUUUUUGUCGAUCGCGAUUGGGCUGGUCUGAAGUUAGCGAUCAAGCCUGA
Molecule: messenger RNA, 1566 nt
Organism: Selaginella moellendorffii
Lineage: Eukaryota; Viridiplantae; Streptophyta; Lycopodiopsida; Selaginellales; Selaginellaceae
Product: pentatricopeptide repeat-containing protein At4g02750-like
Exons: 4
Coding region: 1-1566 (521 amino acids)
Molecular function (GO): protein binding
Source: RefSeq, a predicted model, not a curated record